AUGAUAAGACGCAGUCUGGCACACCCGAUAAGCGCGGGCAAGCACGUGCAGACGUGCGCGCACAUGCGUAUCUACCAGGGCAUACCCGGGCAUACAAGUGUACGGCCGCGGACCCGGGCUUUCGCCGCGCUAGCGCAGCCUUUCCUGGAGCUACCGAGUCACUUGCCGUGGGGCGCGUCGUAUGCGGGUGUGAUAGUGGCAUGUUCGCUCGCCCUGCGCGCCACCAUCACUCUCCCUCUAUCAAUCUGGCAGCGUCGGCGCACAGCGCGGCUAGAGCACCGCGUGAAGCCAGCGCUGGACGUGUGGGCGAUUGAGCAGAAAGGGGUGUGUCGGCGCGAAUGUCGUGCGGCGGGGCUGAGCUAUGAUGCGUAUACGAAGGAGUGGACUCGACGCUACAAGCGACAGCGCAGGGCACUCGCACAGAUGCACAACUGCUCAGUCCUUCCAACCGUUCUUCUCCCGCCUCUCAUAGGCAUACCAGUGUUUAUUGCCGUGUCUAACACCCUCCGCGUGGCCUCAGCUGUGGCUUUGACUCAGCCGCACACUGCAGACGGUGGCCAUGGCCUCGCGGAGGAAUCGCUUUCCCUUCCUUUCUUGGAUUAUCCCUCGCUCGCCCUCCCAGCAACUGACCCCACCGUCGCGCUCAUGAUCGGUGCGGCGUUCCUCACCAAUACGGAAAUCACGACCAAUUUGCGCAGAAAAUUGCUAGAGAUACGCACCCCGCCAUCUAAUACGGGUGUCGAGGAUGAGCAGAAGGAUAGCGCGCAGACGCCGCAAGAAAAUAACACACGUAUGGAUAUGGGUGUGCACGAGAAGGGCGUCACUAUCCUCCUGCGCAGUCUCUCACUCGGCAUGAGCUGGUUUGCACUCAGCAUACCCCUCUCCCUCGCUCUUUAUUGGCUCACGAGUGCCGUCUUCUCCGUCGGCCAGACUACCAUUCUUGGCAUGUUGGCCAAUCGCGACGCGAGAAAUCACGUAAAAAAUGAUAUAGAACUGCUACGUGAUCACAGAGUGCAGCAGUAUAGACUCGCGGAACAGAAGGCGAACUUGGCUAAAUCUAGAAGACGUUAA
Wallemia ichthyophaga EXF-994 is the source of this 1071-nucleotide messenger RNA. RefSeq lists its product as uncharacterized. The coding region runs from base 1 to 1071 and encodes 356 amino acids. NCBI's taxonomy places the organism in Eukaryota, Fungi, Basidiomycota, Wallemiomycetes, Wallemiales, Wallemiaceae. Gene Ontology annotation, molecular function: membrane insertase activity. Gene Ontology annotation, biological process: mitochondrial respiratory chain complex IV assembly; protein insertion into mitochondrial inner membrane from matrix. The record is from RefSeq and is a predicted model, not a curated record. The transcript has a single exon. Gene Ontology annotation, cellular component: mitochondrial inner membrane.